Messenger RNA from Peronospora belbahrii, 2466 nucleotides. The record is from the annotation of a GenBank genome assembly. Lineage: Eukaryota; Oomycota; Peronosporomycetes; Peronosporales; Peronosporaceae.
AUGGCAACACGCCAUGAUAGUCACAACCGUUGCCCAGUACGCAGCGCAUUGCUCAAAUGGCAAUUGAAGCAGGACGAACAACGAGUGGCGGAAGUGCAACAUCGUCUCAUGCGCAUGACAGCGCCGUCUCCUGCGUCGUCUCUACGGAUGAACAGCGGCAAAUUGGAUCGUCGCGUAGCUGCUCGGAGGCCACGACCAGUGUAUGAUACCGAUCAAGAGAAAGGUGGUCUUAGGACGUUCAUGUUGAUGCAAGACGAGCAAGAGAGAAAUGCUGUUAAGCGUUCAAUUGAUUUAGCGAAGGCAUCAAACUUUCAGCAUCCGUUGUCACCAUCAAAACGGUUGAUGCUACCAUCUAACAAUUCAGUCAAGAGUGAUUUGUUCUGUGCUACGCCACAGAAACUUAAUGCUGGGGAAGAUUGUGACUUGCUCUUGAGAUUACAAGGGUUGCAGCAUACGGGCUCCGACAUUCACCAGACUUUGACGUUUUCAACAACUGAAGCUGCUACACCCAAGUACAUUGUAGGGAAAAGUGCAGCUCCUACACCCCGCGAUAUGUUCCAAUAUGAUGAGAUAAAGACCCUGGAUAGGCGGAGGAUGGCGACGAUGGGAUUGAGUCAGGAAGAGGUUCAUGAGAUGGCAUCGGCUCAGUGGCAGGAGAAACGCGCUCUGCAAGCUGACAAGUUGGUGGUGGAAGCAGCAAGAGAUCGAGAUGAUGAAGCGUUGUGGAAUGAUGUAUAUUACAGGACCAAUGCUGUGGAGAGAAACGACCUGUCGGAGCAACCAGAUGUGUACUCAACAAAUGGCUUUCUGGAAAGGUUGUCAUGUAGUAGAUCGAAUUUGCGUAAGAAUUCAAGUUAUGAAAAUGGCGACACAGGUCAGCCUACGUUUCCUACGAACUUGUGUAUGGGUGACAACGGAAUGAUUUCAAGUGAGAUAUCUACAAUGUCGAUAAGCGACCAAACAAAACAAUUCACAAGGCAGAGUAGCGAUAUUAAAUCAUCUGCCAUUGACGCAAAUGAAUUUUCGACCCCCGCAUCAGGGCAAAGUAUUGCGGAGUUGUUAGCAUCGAUGGACGGACCAAAUGAAGAUGAAGAUGCAAGAAAUUGUAAAGCUGGUGACGAUGAGCUUUCUGAUUUAUCCAGUGACCGAAAACAGUAUUUACGCGGUGAUUUCUCUGCUGACGGUGCUCGUUAUUCACGAGCCAAAGCAUUCUUUAGUACGCAGUUUCCACAGUGUAGUUUGAUUGUAGUUGUUUGCUGUUUAGUGAUUGGGACAAGCGGAUUUUUCAUAGAAGAGUUGAUAGCAGCAAUUGGAUUAUUCUCGAAACGAACGCAGGUCUUGGUAUCGAAAGUCGAGCAAGAACGAAUGCGUGACCGCGUCAGUAUACUCGAGCAUGAGGUCCGUGGUUUCCAGCUCUUAACUUCCAUGAUCGAAGUGAGAUCCCAGGCAGUUCUAACUGAGCUUCGUCAGUACGUAGAUAGGAUGCGGUUGAAUCGCUUGAAACAUCAGAACAUGCUUGCAAAAGAAAUGCAAGACCUGCGUCGUCACAUUCUGAACGUAACACAUGAACUGGUAAAGCAAGAACAAGAGUCACUUCGAACACAAGUGGAAGAUAUUGUAAGAGUACAAGGGAACAACGUCGAAAGUGCAGGUGAUAACAAUGUAAUUGCCGGAGCCGGCGACACCGAGAACGAUAAAAACCUGGAAAACAUUGUACCUGAGGUACCAAGCCAAUCCGAAUCAUACCAAGCCAUCCAUGAAUCAUUACAUGACACGAUAGUUAGUUCACCUGCCAGCACAUAUCAAGACCACGGUGAGCAAUUUCGUGUGAAGCAAUUCAAAGCCAACCAGCAGCUUGCAACAAAAGAUAACGCGGCUAUGUCUGUUGUACAACAUCCACAUGGCGUUGACAGCGAGCAAGUGCACAUUCAAUUUGCUGAAGAUGAACAUGUGCCUGUCAAAGCUCUAUCUCAAUCGAUGACCGGAGAGAUCGCUACUGAUCAAGAAAGUAAAGUCAAGCCAGAGUCACCACAUUUGGUCCACGAACUAAAUGUCGAGCACCAAGUAUCAGUUCAGUCAGCUUCAUUACUAGCACGUGAACCGAGCACAAACAAAAUCGACGCUGCUGUCGCGUCUGCAUCCACGGUGACUAUCGACGUUAUACCUUCUCACAAUGCGUCUGGGAUGUCCUGGGACAUAAUGCUUUUGUUAGUGGGCAUCGCGUUUCUCGUAGCUUGCAUUGUGCUUCGACUUUACAGCACCAACCGUCGCAAGCGAUGGUUUGAGAAACGUCGUAAGAGGAGAAACCAACGAGCUCUCCGUCUAGCUCAACAACGAGCAAGAGCGAUGGCAAAAUAUCAGGAAGAUAGUGAUGAGUGGCAUUGCCAUGAGAUGGACGAUGAUAUUGAGGAGGUAUCUCUCAUGACACCCAUUCAAGACAAUGAGGAUGACGAAUCAACAACAUAA